Molecule: messenger RNA, 546 nt
Organism: Mytilus trossulus (common blue mussel)
Lineage: Eukaryota; Metazoa; Mollusca; Bivalvia; Mytilida; Mytilidae
Exons: 4
Coding region: 127-546 (139 amino acids)
Source: RefSeq, a predicted model, not a curated record
GGUGAUCAUUGGGAACAUACUUUUCCUGUUGCUGCCAAACAAGGAGAUGUUAUUAACUACUGGGUAUGGGGAGAAAAUAACUCACAGGGAGAAACAUUAGUAGGACAAACAAUUACCCUUGGUCCAAUGGUAGGACAGACAAAAACAACGACAACCGUCGAGUCAACGAAAACUGUACUAACAACAACAGCGGGUUCAUCAGCGACAUCGGUUCCUUCAAGAACAUCGGUUCCUUCAGCGACAACGGUUCUUUCAACGACAACAAAAAAAUCUUUUAUCACAGCAAACAGUUCACCUUUUCAACAUAUCUCUUACAACAGUACCAACACAAUCUGUCAGGAUAAUGAUGUGGUUAAUUGUAAAGAUCUACAUGUCUGUUAUAUUCAUCAUUUGGCAGACUUUUGUCCUUUGACGUGUGGUCUCUGUUCACCUCCAAUUUGUGAGGAUAGUACAGCAGUACACUGUGAAUAUCAUACUGUGUGUUCACAUUCAAUUCUGAAAACAUUUUGCCCACUUACCUGUGGUCAAUGUGGUAAGGCAAUUUGA